Daktulosphaira vitifoliae (grape phylloxera) is the source of this 4126-nucleotide messenger RNA. Its product is annotated as 5-oxoprolinase. Gene Ontology annotation, cellular component: cytosol. Gene Ontology annotation, biological process: glutathione metabolic process. The transcript is spliced from 23 exons. Gene Ontology annotation, molecular function: 5-oxoprolinase (ATP-hydrolyzing) activity. The coding region runs from base 195 to 4073 and encodes 1292 amino acids. The record is from RefSeq and is a predicted model, not a curated record. Lineage: Eukaryota; Metazoa; Arthropoda; Insecta; Hemiptera; Phylloxeridae.
AAUCUUUAACAUAAUUACUGUAUUAUUGAAUUGCAUUCAAGAAGUAUUAUUAAGAACAGAAAUUUCUGUGUUACAUACUGCUCUGAAUUUCAAAGUUUUAAACAUUGCAAGACUUUUUCAGUUUUUAAACGGUUUGGUCCAACAAUAUCGAUUAAAUUCUUCAUUAAAAAAAAUAUUGUAUUUAUCUUUUAACUAUGGAUGGUAAGUUUAGAUUUGCUAUUGAUCGUGGAGGCACAUUUACAGAUAUUUAUGCUAAGUGUCCUAAUGGAAAAGUACAUGUAAUGAAACUUUUAUCAGUGGAUCCAUUAAAUUAUGAAGAUGCGCCUCGUGAAGGAAUUAGACGAAUAUUGCAGUUGGAAACUGGAAUUCCUUUUCCUCCAAAUGAACCUAUUGAUAGUUCUUAUAUUGAAUGGAUUAGAAUGGGUACAACAGUUGCUACAAAUGCUCUUUUAGAACGUAAAGGAGAGCGUAUGGCUCUACUAAUUACAAAAGGUUUCAAAGAUUUACUACAUAUAGGAAAUCAAGCCAGACCAAAAAUAUUUGACCUAGAAAUCACAACUCCAGAUGUUCUUUACGAUGAAGUUGUUGAGGUAGAUUGUAGAGUAGUUAAUUUAAACUGUGAAAGAAAUGAUAAUUUGGAACCUAUUUGGGGUGAUUUACCGAUUGUUCAUGGACUGACUGGUGAAGAACUUAUAAUAUUAAAACCUGUCAAUGAAAAUGCAGUAAAAAAUGAUUUAAUUUCACUAAAAGCCAAAGGAAUCCAUAGCAUAGCUGUAGCAUUUAUGCAUUCUUAUACUUUUGUUGAUCAUGAGUUAACUGUUGGUAAAAUAGCAAAGGAAGUUGGCUUUAAACAUGUCUCUUUAUCACAUAAAAUAAUGCCUAUGGUAAAAAUUGUACCAAGAGGUUUUACAGCUUGUGCUGAUGCUUAUUUGACACCUCAUAUAAAAAAAUAUGUUGAAGGUUUUGCUUCCGGAUUUAAAAAUCAUUUGAAGGAUGUUAACAUACUUUUUAUGCAAAGUGAUGGUGGACUUACACCUAUGAACAGUUUUAAUGGAUCAAGAGCAGUUUUAUCUGGUCCUGCUGGCGGUGUAAUUGGGUAUACAGCUACUACUCCCUAUAAACCUGUUAUAGGUUUUGAUAUGGGUGGAACAUCAACAGAUGUUAGUCGUUUUGAUGGAAAUUUUGAACAUAUUUUUGAAUCUAUUACUGCUGGAAUUACUAUUCAAGCACCUCAAUUAGAUAUAAAUACUGUAGCAGCUGGUGGUGGUAGCAGAUUAUUUUUUAGAUCUGGAUUAUUCGUUGUAGGUCCUGAAAGUGCAGGAGCUCAUCCAGGACCAACUUGUUAUCGAAAAGGAGGUCCAUUAACAGUCACUGAUGCAAAUUUAAUGCUUGGUAGGUUAUUACCAGACUUUUUUCCAUCAAUAUUUGGCCCAACUGAAAAUGAGCCUCUAGAUAUUGAAGCUACCAAAAAAGAAUUUGAGAAUCUUACAAUUGAAGUAAAUGAAUUUCUAAAAAAACAAUCAGGUGAUGUUAAAUUAAUCACUAUUGAAGAUGUUGCAAUGGGAUUUAUUAGAGUUGCAAAUGAAGCUAUGUGUCGCCCAAUUAGAGCAUUGACUCAAGCUAGAGGAUAUGAUACACGACAACAUACACUAUCAUGCUUUGGUGGAGCAGGAGGGCAACAUGCUUGUGCAAUUGCUCGUUCUUUAGGAAUCAAUAAAGUAGUCAUACAUAAAUAUGCUGGAAUACUAUCUGCUUAUGGAAUGGCAUGUGCAGAUGUUGUUCAUGAAAUUCAAGAACCUUGUUCUGUGACAUAUGAUUAUGAAAACUUUGAAUAUAUAAAUAAGCAUAUUUCUGCUUUAAAAAAAAAGUGUAAAGAAGAACUUAAAAAGCAAGGCUUUUCGGAUAAUCAGAUACAGGUUGAAUCUUUUUUACAUCUACGUUAUGAUGGCACUGAUACUGCACUUAUGUGCUCAGUAACACCAAACAAUAACAAUGUUUUAAAAACUAUUGAUGGUGAUUUUUUAAGCAGUUUUCAAAUGAGGUACCAUAAUGAAUUUGGAUUUACACUUUCUGGACGUACAGUUUUUGUUGAUGAUAUACGUAUCAGAGGAGUGGGAAAAACACUCAUUAAUGAUUCAAUUCAAGAACAUGAAGAUUUUAAUGAACUUCCUAAUGUUGAAUCGACUAAAAUGAUUUAUUUUGAAGAAUUGGGAUAUAAAAUGUGCCCUGUAUAUUUAUUUAAUAAACUAUCUAGGGGUAAUACAAUCUUUGGACCAGCUAUUAUAAUGGAUAAAUUGAGUACAAUUUUAAUUGAACCUUCGUGUAAAGCUCUAAUUAGUAAUUCUGGAGAUAUUGAAAUUGAUAUUGACUGUAAAAAUUUUAUAAAAAUUGGUACUGAGCUUGAACCAAUUCAAUUAAGUAUAUUUUCUCAUAGAUUUAUGAGUAUUGCUGAACAAAUGGGCAGAAUCCUUCAAAGAACAUCUAUAUCAACAAAUAUAAAAGAACGUUUAGAUUUUUCAUGUGCAUUAUUUGGUCCAGAUGGAGGUUUAGUAUCUAAUGCACCUCACAUUCCUGUUCAUUUAGGUGCUAUGCAAGAGGCUGUUCAAUAUCAAAUUAAAACUAUCGGUCAUGAAAUUCAAGAGGGUGAUGUAAUUCUGAGUAAUCAUCCAAAAGCUGGCGGUUCUCAUCUCCCUGAUUUAACGGUUAUUACUCCUGUGUAUUAUCCAGGACAGUCUAAGCCAGUAUUUUAUGCUGCUAGUCGUGGACAUCACGCUGAUAUUGGAGGUAUUACUCCUGGAUCUAUGCCACCACAUUCAAAAUCAUUAUCUGAAGAAGGGGCCCAAUUCAAAAGUUUCUUUUUAGUACGACAAGGUAUUUUUUGUGAAAAAGAGGUUACUGAUGCUCUUAUGGCACCUGCUGCUAUACCUGGUUCAUCUGGUACUAGAAAUUUGAAGGAUAACUUAUCAGAUUUAAAGGCUCAAAUUGCGGCUAAUCAAAAAGGCAUUUAUUUAGUAACAGAACUUAUUGAUACAUAUGGUUUGGAUGUUGUUCAAGCAUAUAUGUUUCAUAUACAAAAUAAUGCUGAACUUGCAGUUAAAGAUAUGUUGAAGAACAUUGGUCAAACAUUUUCCCAUGAAAAAAAUACAUUAAACUCUAUAGAUUCUAUGGAUGAUGGUUCUGCCAUAAAUCUUUCAGUACAAAUUAAUGUCGAAAACGGUGAAGCUAUAUUUGACUUUAGUGGAUCAAGUUAUGAAGUAUUGGGUAAUUGUAAUGCACCAAAAGCAAUUACAUUAUCUGCAUUAAUUUAUUGUUUAAGAAGUAUGAUUGGUUAUGAUAUACCAUUAAAUCAAGGUUGUCUAAAACCUAUCAAAAUUAAGAUACCACCAGGUACUAUUCUUGAUCCGUCUGAAAAUGCUGCAGUUGUUGGUGGUAAUGUCCUAACUUCUCAACGUAUUGUUGAUGUGGUAUUAAAAGCAUUUAAUGCUGCAGCGGAUAGUCAGGGUUGUAUGAAUAAUAUAACAUUUGGUCAAGAUAAUUGGGGAUAUUAUGAAACAGUGGCUGGAGGAUCUGGAGCUGGUCCUUCAUGGAGAGGUCGUAGUGGUGUUCAUACUCACAUGACUAAUACACGCAUAACAGAUCCUGAAAUACUAGAAAGAAGAUAUCCAGUGUUAUUGAAAAAAUUCACCUUGCGUGAAAACUCUGGUGGACGAGGUAAAUAUUAUGGUGGAGAUGGCAUAAUUAGAGAGCUACAAUUUAGGUCAUCUAUUACUUUGUCAAUUUUAACUGAAAGACGGUCAUUUACACCAAAUGGAAUCAAAGGCGGAGAAAAUGGAAAAAGAGGAGAAAAUAUAUUGAUAAAACGUGAUGGUAGAAAAAUAAGACUUGGUGCUAAAACUGCUGUUGAUAUGGAACCUGGUGACACCUUUUUCUUGUUGACUCCUGGAGGAGGUGGUUAUGGUUCAUUAGUUAGCCAUACUAAUGAUAUUAGUAGUAAUAUUAAAAAAACAACUGUCAAUUCUAUCAUGGAACGAGGUUCGUUAUACAAUUAUCAAAUGCUCCAAGAGUCAGUUUAAAAAUUAUUAUUUAUAAAUACAUAUUUUUUAAUAAAAAAAAUUGAUAGCAUUUA